CUUUCAGUGGGUUUUGCGGGUAGUACAUUUUCGCGGCAAUCCGAACGUGAUGCAAAGACUGCUGAGGAAUAUGACAGCUGAUUUUGACGUUUAAUAAAAGGAGGUUGUUUUUUUACAUUUGAACAUCAGAGGACAAUAACAAUGGCUUCAGUCACUGCAGAGGACAUCAAGUCUGAGCUGGACACUUUCAACAUAGCCUUCAACAAUGACACCAUCGACAAAAUGUUGGAGCAGUGUUUUUGUCACAGGCUGACGGGUGAAGAAAUUGUAUUCGAGUGGUUUGCUUUUAGCUCCACCAGAAAGCAGCUGCCGCUCACUCUCGAAAACCUGGACCAGUUUGAACAAGAAGUACUGAACAAGAAGAAAAAGCCUAAAAGCACCUCAAAGGGAAGCCAAAUAAACAAAACCAGAGACAUCAACUCCAUCCAGGAGCUAAUCAGAGCAGAGGAGGAAGAGGAGAACAUGCUGGAUUCCUAUUCAACACCUGCCAAGGGCUCUCAGAAGCGAGCACUGACCACUCCUGAACAUCCUCAGUCUAAGAGAGGUGUAGCCCGACUCGCCAGUCCCAGUCUAAUGCUGUCACCUGCCAGCUUCUCACCAAGUGCAACCCCUUCUCAAAAGUACGGCAUGCGUGGGGGGAGAGGAGAGGUGGUUUCCACAUUUGGGGCAGUGCAGGGUCCGCGCUGGAUGGGGAAAGGACAGACUGCAGUGAGCGUGGAGAUGCUGGACGGAGGAGAGAAUUCACUCAUCAGCAGCUACAAAUACAUGUUUCAGAGACUGAGGGACGUGCGGGACGUUCUGACAGGAAAGAUUGAAGAGCUGGGAGAGGAAUUGCGGACUAACUUUAACAUCGAGGAAUUUGCUCCAGUUUCAUUACCGGUUCAGGACAGCAUCACAGUACUGGGGCAAGUGUGCUGUGACAGUAACGGAAAGCUCAAUGCCCAGUCUGUGCUUUUGGAGGCUGGACAGGAACAGGGAGGCAGACAAGUUCCUGUGGAUCUGUCUGAGCUUAAAGAGUUCUCACUCUUUCCUGGACAGGUUGUUGUCAUGGAAGGUAUGAAUCCCUCGGGGGAGAAGCUUGUUGCUACCAAGCUGUACGAGGGCAUCCCACUGCCUUUUUACUGUCCUUCUGAAGUGAAACAAGAAAUGGAUGAAGUGUGUGAGCCUGUGAUGGUCAUGAUAGCCUGUGGGCCGUACACUCCUUCUGAAAGUCUGACCUAUGACCCUCUGCUUGACCUCAUUACUAUUAUCAAUAAAGAUCGUCCUGAUGUCUGCAUUCUGUUCGGACCUUUUGUUGAUUCAAAACAUGAGCAGAUUGAGAAAAACCAGGUGACAGAAACAUUUGAGACCAUCUUCAAGAGAUGUAUGGACAGCAUAGUGGAAGGAACCAAAGGUACGGCAUGCAAGUUGGUGUUUGUUCCAUCUCAGAGGGAUGUCCAUCAUCAUUACAUUUAUCCUCAGCCACCCUUCAACCUGACCAUCAGCAAAGAGGAUACAGCGCGAGUGACUUUAGCCCCUGACCCCUGCACACUCCUCAUUGGUAAUGUGACUUUUGGCCUGACUUCUACAGACAUUCUGUUUCAUAUGGGAGCAGAAGAGAUCAGCAGUGGGACGGGGACAGAACGUUUCUCACGCAUCAUGAAACACAUGUUGACCCAAAGGAGCUACUAUCCUCUCUAUCCUCCUGCGGAAGAAGUUAACAUGGAUUAUGACAAGUUUCAGCAGUUCAGCCAAAUGAGCCUCACGCCUGAUAUUCUUGUGGCUCCUUCUGAACUUCGGUAUUUUAUCAAGGAUGUGAUUGGCUGUGUAUGUGUCAAUCCUGGCCGUCUCACUAAAGGUCAGAUAGGCGGGACUUACGGACGGUUACUCAUUCAGCCAAACCCUGCACUGGUGGAAGGCAAGAGAGUGAGCCCAUGUAUAGCAGGGCAGGUGGUCAAAAUAUGAGACCAUACAAUGUUUGAACUUUAUUACAUCAUGUCUGUAUUUUUUAUAUCUGUAUUAAAUCUUUCCACUUAUAGUGACUGGAAAUAAAAUACUUUGUAAAAAGGGAA
Molecule: messenger RNA, 2051 nt
Organism: Danio rerio (zebrafish)
Lineage: Eukaryota; Metazoa; Chordata; Actinopteri; Cypriniformes; Danionidae
Gene: pola2
Product: polymerase (DNA directed), alpha 2
Biological process (GO): DNA replication
Cellular component (GO): nucleus
Molecular function (GO): DNA binding
Source: RefSeq, marked validated